AUGAAGGAUAAUGGUGGUGCAAACGUAUGGGACCCAGUUAAGUUCACAUGCGAAAAAUUUGAAUGCAAGAGAAUAGAAAGCAGACUUGCAGUCUAUAUGUUGGACCCAGAUAUUUCAAAUGCUUUAGCUGCCAAAUAUAUUGCAGUUCCACUUAUGUUCCCUAUACACCAAAUAUCUGUCAAAGACUUUGCAGGUGAAGUUGGAAACCAAAGUGCUGACCCAGGUGCAAGAACAGAUAUUGCCUUAACAACUGCAAUGAAACAUGCAGAUACUAUGUUUGUACUGUUCAGACGAACUAUAAAUGACUAUUCUUGUUUCUACAACCCUGGUAUUAAAUAUCAUAUAAACAUAGAUGGCAAAUAUUAUCCAAGAGAAGAAUAUUCUACAGUUGAGGAUAUGAGGUCAUACAACUUGACAUUAGAUGCUAUGAACUUUAACAACAACUUCACAACAACCAUUAACCCUGAAAUGCAAAGUUCUAUUAUGCCAUAUGUGAAAGUAUGGACUCAUACAGGAGGUCAAAAAACUCAAUAUACAAAUGGAGACCGUUCAAACUUUUGGCUUGGCAUUCCAUUUGCUGACUCAGAAGACUUUAUGGGUGGUAUUUCAACUGUUGGUACAGUUCAAAUACAAUAUACUGGUGACAGAGACGGUCCAGAUGAAUUGAGAGCAAAGAAGUUUACAAAACCAAUAGCACUUUUCACGGAAGAUGCUCUUUUGAAGAUUCGUUCGAUGAAACCUGCUGGGGCUCCUCAGAUUGGCAUAACGACAGUUUCCAUCGAGCAGAUUUUGGCAGCAGGUCAGUAA
Messenger RNA from Trichomonas vaginalis G3, 807 nucleotides. Its product is annotated as protein of unknown function, DUF4106 family. The record is from RefSeq and is a predicted model, not a curated record. Lineage: Eukaryota; Parabasalia; Trichomonadida; Trichomonadidae. The transcript has a single exon. The coding region runs from base 1 to 807 and encodes 268 amino acids.